Molecule: messenger RNA, 645 nt
Organism: Kwoniella shivajii
Lineage: Eukaryota; Fungi; Basidiomycota; Tremellomycetes; Tremellales; Cryptococcaceae
Exons: 5
Coding region: 1-645 (214 amino acids)
Source: RefSeq, a predicted model, not a curated record
AUGCCCUCUGUCCUGCCCAGUAAUUACUAUUAUUUCUUCUGGCUACUUGAGCCCGCACUCACUAUUGUUGGAGCACUAUCAGCGAUCCUCAAUCCAGAGGACUUUGGACGGCAUCAACUCCCGGAUCAUAUCGAGAGGCCGACUACAGGAAUUGGAAGUAGCUCAAGAGGCCAGAUGAUUGUAUCUCAACUCGGUUCAUGCUUCAUGCUCUUGGCAAUGCUCUCAUUGUCGCUCGUCUAUCUGUUCAAGAAAUACCUAGAUGACAGACCGGUCGUACUAGAAAAGCUAUUCAAAGGUUUACUAAUCCCACUUGCAAUUGCUGAUAUCCUCCAUGUCGUAGUCACCCUCCUUCCUUUACCUAUAUCCCAUCUGAAAUCUCCUUCCGAAUGGACUCACGUACUUCACUGUACUGUGUGGAUUACUCUCACCCUUUUUGUUACCAGGCUGUCAUGGCUACUGGGCUUCGGGAGACCUUCUGCAAAAUCUCUCUCCCUAGUAAAACCAACAAGCAAUAUUACUCAACGGCCAUUUCCUCUGCCCAAAUCCGACUCUGAACUGCGUGUUGAGCAAGUUGUGAAGCCUGAUGCGGAGGUUCAGACUGCGAGAAGGAGAAAUGCGCCUAGGCAGAGCCGUGCGGUCGAGUAA